This is a messenger RNA of Ailuropoda melanoleuca (giant panda), 4629 nucleotides long. It is a transcript of the gene SLC25A40, whose product is annotated as solute carrier family 25 member 40. The record is from RefSeq and is a predicted model, not a curated record. Gene Ontology annotation, cellular component: mitochondrion. Gene Ontology annotation, biological process: mitochondrial transmembrane transport. Lineage: Eukaryota; Metazoa; Chordata; Mammalia; Carnivora; Ursidae. The transcript is spliced from 12 exons. The coding region runs from base 308 to 1324 and encodes 338 amino acids.
CCCUCCCCUACGGCUGUGCCUUUUAGGCUUCAGGUCCCCGCUCUUCCCCCGGGACUUCGGGUCCUUCCGCUUCUCUGAAGAGUUCUUGUGACUCCUGUUGACCUAACACAGUGAAUGCAGUUAGCUCCGGAGGCUAGUCCAGCCCGCCAACAGUGUCAUUCCCGCUUCUUAGGGUCGCCGGGACCGCGUGCCCUCCAGCUGCCUCCCUCACCAGAUUUUCAGCUACUGAUGUUACAAACAAUAAAAUACUGGAGCAUAGAGUUGAGGAAAAGACUUAAACCAGAUUUUUCUUCAGUCAGUUAAAAAUAUGGAUACUGAAUCAGAGGGACCACAGAUUAUCAAAGUGACACCUCUUCAACAAAUGUUUGCUUCUUGCACUGGCUCUAUACUGACAUCACUAAUGGUGACACCCCUCGAUGUUGUUAAAAUUCGACUCCAAGCCCAAAACAACCCAUUCUCCAAAGGAAAUUGUUUUGUGUAUAGUAAUGGACUUAUGGAUCAUCUAUGUGUCUGUGAAGAGGAAGGCAACAAAGCAUGGUAUAAGAAACCAGGACGUUUCCAGGGUACAUUGGAUGCCUUUUUGAAAAUCAUUAGAAAUGAGGGCAUUAAAUCCCUAUGGAGUGGCCUUCCCCCUACCUUAAUGAUGGCAGUUCCUGCCACAGUUAUUUAUUUUACCUGCUAUGAUCAAUUAUCUGCUCUUCUGAGAUCAAAAUUGGGAGAAAAUGAAAGUCGUAUACCAAUUAUUGCCGGAAUUGUUGCCAGAUUUGGUGCAGUAACUGUGAUAAGUCCAUUAGAAUUGAUUAGAACCAAGAUGCAAUCUAAGAAGUUUUCUUACAAAGAAUUGCAUCGAUUUGUCAGCAAGACAGUGUCUGAAGAUGGUUGGAUUUCCCUUUGGAGGGGCUGGGCUCCUACUAUUCUUAGAGAUGUACCGUUCUCAGCAAUGUACUGGUAUAACUAUGAAGUUUUAAAGAAGUGGUUGUGUGCGAAAUCUGGUUUAUAUGAACCAACGUUUAUGAUCAACUUUACUUCAGGGGCAUUAUCUGGUUCUUUUGCAGCUGUUGCAACUUUGCCAUUUGAUGUGGUAAAAACACAAAAGCAGACUCAACUUUGGAUAUAUGAAAGUCAUAAAAUUUCUAUGCCUUUGCCUAUGUCCACUUGGACUAUCAUGAAGAGCAUUGUUGCUAAGAAUGGAUUUGCAGGAUUAUUUACAGGCCUCAUUCCCCGUUUAAUUAAAAUUGCUCCUGCUUGUGCCGUUAUGAUCAGUACCUAUGAAUUUGGGAAGGCUUUUUUCCAGAAGCAAAAUGCUCGAAGACAGCAAUACUAGUGAUGCUGUUUCAACUUGAAACAACCACCAAAGCCAAAUAAUAAUAAGAUGGAGACUCUUAGGCAAGAACUCUUUCACCAUUAUCUUAAAAUGAUUUUAUAUAUUUCUGUCUUAUAAUUUAAAUGAGCAGUAAUUUCUACUUUGCCUCUGAAUGAUAACCCUAAUUUUAAAUUUUGUUACUCUGAUUUUUGAGAUAUUGAAAAAGAUAUUCCAGAAAUCACAACCAUUAAAUGUUCCUGUAAAGAAAAGAAAAAUUAUUUCUUAGCACUGAAAGUGAUAAUCUCCGAGAGUUUGAUAUUAUAGAUUUCAGUAUAAUGUCGUUGGGAAUGUGUCAAAUAUAUCAGAACAUUUUGAAUUGUGUGCUGAAUGAUGUGCAGAGUCUAGAAGAAAAAUGCCUUUCAUACAUAAAUCAUGCACAUAGAUAUCUAAAUUUUCCAACAAAGUAGUUAAUAGAUGGCAGUCUUUAAAUAACAUUAUUUGCAUUUACCUAAUUACGUAUUAGAUACUUUAAUUCAACUGCACUAGUUUUUUGUUUUGUUUUUGUGUUUUUGUUUUUUUACACCUCCUAUUGCUGUUUUAAGACUUCACCAGUAUUAGGAUUUCUUCGCCCAAAGGUAUGGCUAUUUUAUCUUUAUGAGCCAGAAUAUAACUGUUUAUGUGAUAAAGAUAUUUUUGAUGACUAAAGACUCUGUAUUAUCUACUAUUUCUGCAAGAGAGAAGGAGUCUUUACUGAUUGUAUUAAAUGUUUGGCAAGUGAAUCUUGGGUGUGCAAUGGAGAAAAACCACAUUAUAUUUAGAGUAGUAAAGGUAAUGUUUCAGCCUGCGAAGGGCCUCUGGUUUCAGCCAUCUUGGAAUUCAGGUAUCACUGUUUGUGGAGCUCUUGAGGUCACUAGUAUUGUCUGCUUCUAACAACACUGAGAUUAAUGCAAUAUAAGCCACAAAAUAUUUCCAAAAUGUCCCUUGAUUUUACACAUCUCAUGUUAGUACGCUACAUCAAGAGACUAAAGAGGCAGCCGUUUCCUUGAAGAAAUCGCUUUUAGUCACUACAGGUUAAUGCCUCAGUAAUGUAGCUUAUGGCUGUAGGAAUGAAACAAGGCUAUGAUGGCAGGACAAAGAUAAUGUUCUUUAUUUUUUUGAUUUAUUUUCUCAGGAUCUAUAUGCUAUAAGAAAAAGCACUUUAUUACAGUCUAUGUGUAUGCUAUGAAAAUGUGAAGUAUUUUUUUUCCCCUAAAAUAGAGUAAUUUAGUUAGGUGGACAGACCUCUAGUAUUGGUAGAAGAAUUAUGUAUUUUGUAUAUUAGUAGAAGAGAGUUCAUGUUUCAUCAGAAAUAAACUAUAUGUAGGGUUUGUAUGUAAUCUUUUUUUUAUCCUAUGUUGAUUUAUCUCAAAUUUGCAACAUACGUAUCUAUAAAAUCAUAAAUGUUUAUGAUUUUAACUUAUACUUUCAUUAAACUAUUUUAUGCUUUCUUAAAAUUAUCACUGCUUCAAGCUAAAUAUUUUCAUAUAAAAUCAUUGUUAAUGCUAUACUUCAUUAUAUAAGAAAGUUUAUCUUGAAUACUGCUGUUUAGCAGUAUUAAAUUUAAAUUUACCUUUGUUCUGUUAUGCUUCUUUUUGGUAACUGGUAGAAAAGAGAAAAAUUUGAAUUUAUAAUUAUUAAGAAGCAGUCACAUAUUUCAACUUAAUAGAAAAACCAGUAGGGAAAUCCCCACUGCCCGCCCUCCCCCAAAACAGACUGCGCUUACAGAAAAUUCUUACCAUUUAUGCCUAAAAUAAAUCUAAUUCCCUAGUAGCUUUUCUAGUACAUAUUACAGCUAUGUAUCUGGAUGAAAAGGGUGAACUAAAGCUUUCUUUAUACUUAAGUGGUAAAGAAGCAUUAAAUUUAAACAAAAAAAAGUAGCAACUGAAAAGCACUUGGGCUAGAAAUUACAUUCUUGGUAAUGUUUCUGAAAGCAAAGUUUCAGUCUGUGUGAAAAUACAUUUAUUUCCUUAUGUGUGUGUACAUUUUUUAAAAAGAAAUUAAAUUACUACAUGUUUGCCACCUUCCAUAUAAUACAUAUUUGACUUUUUGAAAAAGUAGAUAUGAAGUUAAAUUUUUCUUUUAUUUUUAGGAAACUAUUCACUAUGCUUAUUUAACCACAUGACUCCUUUAAAUUCUUCCCUGUUUCUGGAGCAUGAAUUCCAGGGAUAUGGGAAAGUUGAGUGUAUCAGGUUUUAAUUUUUUUCCAAAAUGAACUUUUUAAAUAAAUUUUAACCUAUCAUUCAACAUUUACUCAGGUCUUUUAUGUGGUAGGCAGUUUGAGCAGCACUUGAGAGAAGUGCUUCACAUACUGUCACUGGCUACAAGGAGAUGGCAGCUGUGAUUGGCAGAGGUCUGAGGAAUUCUCCACUGAGCUUGGGGGCAGGCAGAGAGGGAGAGUCAGGAAAUGCUUCUAAGAUUAAGACAAACAUACCUGGAGGUGGGAGUCUCAAUCAUCAGACAAUGGAAUUUAGUCCCAGGGAAGGAAAAACAGGAAGGCAACUGGAAACCAAGUAUUUUUGGCACAGGUCUAAUAAUUAUAGAGUUGGGUUUGGGUUUUUUUUUUCCCCCCAAGACCAGCAAUUAUUACUUUAGCUGAAAAGAAAAGAGAGGUAGCAUAGUUUAGCACAGCACACGCCAGAAUGUGUCACCUGUAGUAAGGCCGAGUCUUAGGUAGUGAAACUUUGGUUUCAGUUGGACACUAUAGAAAAUGGGGACUUACAAGGAUUGGUUUGGACCAGAAUAGACUUUGAAAAGGGACCAUAAUGACAUUGAUGUGAUUUUUAUCUGCUCCUUCUUAUCAAACUAAAUAGAAGCUGCUUUGCUUCCGGAAGAACAAAGGGAACCAGUUAAACAAUACUUAAGAGCCCUGAUGUUCAAAGCAGUUGUGUGACAUUCAGAGGUUAUCCAAUGUGUCUGUUAUCAAAACUGGAGAUUUUACCUAAGAAUAGGAACUUUGACAAAGAAUUUCCCUAAGUUGUAAAUUUGAGACACACAUUUAACAACUUGAAAACCUGUGUGUAAAUCUAAUAAAGAUGACUUAAAUAAAAACUUAGUUUACAUAAUUUCAUUUAAUGCUGACAUCAUCUUGAUGCCAUCAUAGGUUCUGAGAAGAUGAUGAUGUUUCCAUUUUAUAGGUGAGGAAAAAAAACAUGGCUUUUAUAUAAUUAGGUUAGUAACUACCAAAAUCACUAUUGUACCACUUCAACAGACACUGUGUAUUGUAAAGCAGAUCAUGUUAUUUUUUUUAAAUAAAAGGUAUUUGAGUUGAAAUAAAGAUUUCUCCAAAA